CUCGCGAAGUUAACAGAAAGUACGAUGAAUCAUCGUUGGCGGCGGGAGAUAUAAACGCAAACCCGGGUCAAAACUCACCAGUUCUCAAGAUCCCCCCGGAGUGAGAAUAAGUAGUGCCAUCCACUUGGAUCAACGUUAACCUCUAUAACAGACAAAAUGCGUUCGUGGACCUUCCUGUUGGCGCUGUCUGUGGCUGUGGUGUUUGCCGCCGCUGUGGCAGGCGCCGUUCCACUCGGCCCCGACUUUGAAGAAUCAGAGAACACAGGAUCAAAGACCUGGACUGCCAUCAAGAGCUUCUUCCGCCCCGUGACCGACUACUUCUCCAAGGAACUUCCUCACAAGUCUCCCUCUGAAGUUGCCGAUGAUGUCAAGGAUAAGGUAACGGACGCAAAGGAAUGGAUGCAAGAGAACGAGUCUGUCCAGAAACUGUGGUCUGCCCUCCAGCCUGUCAGGACCUGGAUGAAGGAAACCGCCACCACCUUGAAGGACAAGAGUUUCAAGGAAAUGUUCGAAGACGUGAAGGGCAGAGUCGGCGAAAUCGACCAGACUGUCGGAACGUGGAUCGAGAAAAAGACAGGCGAAGCCGAAGCCAAGUAGGGUUUGAAACACGGUUCACUCCCCUAUUCUACAUGAACAAGUGCCUUCGAAACCUAAAGCAGUUGGCUUAGGAAAAUGGAGGAUGUCUUCAGGUGCUUUUAAUUUAAGUGUGUAAUAAAGAAUAACUAUUUUUCCUUUCUAUGAAAAGAGAGAAAAAUGAUAAAUGAUUGUAUGAAUGCGUAUAUUUUGUUGAAUGUUCUGUUGCUCUACCUGCGGUUACCUGUUAUACCUGGCAUUAAGGGUUUUGUUGAAUUUACCAAAGAAAUGGAAUUUCCAUUUUUGAUAUUCUUCAGAGUUGUGAUAUUUGCUGCAGUGCAAAUGAAAAUAAAAGUGAAUUUGUUAUA
Penaeus vannamei (Pacific white shrimp) is the source of this 941-nucleotide messenger RNA. RefSeq lists its product as uncharacterized. The record is from RefSeq and is a predicted model, not a curated record. Lineage: Eukaryota; Metazoa; Arthropoda; Malacostraca; Decapoda; Penaeidae.